Messenger RNA from Xyrauchen texanus (razorback sucker), 2377 nucleotides. RefSeq names its product ATP-binding cassette sub-family F member 2. Bases 140 to 1969 code for a protein of 609 amino acids. The transcript has 15 exons. The record is from RefSeq and is a predicted model, not a curated record. Gene Ontology annotation, molecular function: ATP binding; ATP hydrolysis activity. Lineage: Eukaryota; Metazoa; Chordata; Actinopteri; Cypriniformes; Catostomidae.
GCCGGUAUUGGUGACACACGAGUCUCAGACCGCUUGUAGCGCGAGCAUGAGACCGCUUCUCUGCUGCUAGCGCUCCAUCACUAAUCAGGAAGAGAAUUUAGAUUUUCAAGGGUUGUUCUGUUCCUGGGAUCCAGUUAAAAUGCCGUCUGAUUUGGCGAAAAAGAAGGCAGCGAAGAAAAAAGAGGCAGCCAAAGCUCGUCAACGCACCAAGAAACCAGAGGACAUAAACGAAGAUGGAGACAAACCUGAGGAGCAGGAGAAUGGAGCUGCUGAGUUCAAUGGGGUCACUAGUUUGACAAAGGAGCUGGAUGAGUUAGAGUUGAAGAAAAUGGAGGCACGAGCAGUAACUGGCGUGCUGGCAUCUCAUCCCAACAGCACUGAUGUGCACAUCAGCAGCUUGUCUCUUACCUUUCAUGGACAGGAGCUACUCAGUGAUACUAGUUUGGAGCUCAACUCUGGCCGUCGCUAUGGCCUCAUAGGGCUCAAUGGAACCGGCAAAUCCAUGCUGUUGUCAGCGAUUGGCCACAGGGAGGUACCCAUUCCAGAGCACAUUGAUAUUUACCACCUGACCCGUGAGAUGGCACCCAGUGAGAAGACUGCUCUGCAGUGUGUGAUGGAGGUAGAUGAGGAGAGGAUCAAGCUGGAGAAAGAGGCAGAAAGACUAGCGCACGAAGACGCUGAAUGUGAGAAGCUGAUGGAGUUGUAUGAGCGUUUGGAAGAGCUGGAUGCUGAUAAAGCAGAAAUGCGGGCCUCACGGAUCCUCCACGGUCUUGGAUUCACUGCUGCCAUGCAGAAGAAGAAACUCAAAGACUUCAGUGGUGGCUGGAGGAUGCGUGUUGCUCUUGCUCGGGCACUGUUCCUCAAGCCAUUCAUGUUACUGUUGGAUGAGCCAACAAACCACCUGGACUUGGAUGCGUGUGUGUGGCUGGAGGAAGAGCUCAGCCAGUUCAAACGUAUUUUGGUUUUAAUAUCCCAUUCACAGGACUUCCUCAAUGGUGUUUGUACCAACAUUAUUCACCUGCACCAGCGCAAGCUGAAAUAUUACACGGGUAAUUAUGACCAAUAUGUGAAGACCAGAGAGGAACUCGAAGAGAAUCAGAUGAAACGGUUUAACUGGGAACAGGACCAGAUAGCGCAUAUGAAGAACUACAUUGCUAGGUUUGGUCAUGGCUCUGCUAAGCUGGCCAGACAAGCUCAGAGCAAAGAGAAGACUCUACAGAAGAUGGUUGCCUCAGGUCUUACUGAGCGUGUUGUGAAUGACAAGACCCUGUCAUUUUAUUUUCCUCCCUGUGGGAAGAUCCCCCCUCCUGUCAUUAUGGUUCAGCAUGUCAGCUUCAGGUAUUCGGAUGACACGCCUAUUAUUUAUAAAAACCUGGAGUUUGGAAUUGACUUGGAUACUCGGGUGGCCCUUGUAGGGCCCAAUGGGGCUGGAAAGACUACUUUGCUGAAGCUACUUACUGGAGAUGUCUUGCCCUGCGAUGGUAUGAUUAGAAAACACUCCCAUGUGAAGAUUGGCAGAUAUCAUCAGCAUCUAACCGAGCAAUUGGAGCUUGAUCUUUCUCCUUUGGAGUACAUGAUGAAGUGUUACCCUGAGAUAAAGGAGAAGGAGGAGAUGAGGAAAAUCAUUGGUCGCUAUGGUCUCACAGGCAAACAGCAGGUGAGCCCCAUUAGAAAUCUAUCUGAUGGACAGAAGUGCCGUGUCUGCUUUGCCUGGCUGGCCUGGCAGCAUCCCCACAUGCUCUUUCUCGAUGAGCCGACCAAUCACCUUGACAUUGAAACCAUUGAUGCUCUGGCUGAUGCAAUCAACGACUUUGAAGGUGGAAUGAUGUUGGUUAGCCACGACUUCAGGCUUAUUCAGCAGGUUGCUCAGGAGAUCUGGGUUUGUGAAAAGCAGACCAUCACAAAAUGGAAUAGGGACAUUCUGGCCUACAAGGAACAUCUGAAAUCUAAGAUUGACAAAGAUGCAUGACCUAUAGCCAUAGCCUCCAAAACACACAAAUUGCAACAUCUCUGCUGAUACAAGUCUUGCUCUCCAGGACAUUCAUUGCAUGUUGGUUAGACUGCAGUCAAAGCACUUCCUUUGUUUCAGUACCACCUUUUACACUUGAGUCCUUUUUUGGGGUUGCCACUGGAGACAACUGACUUGUUUUCUUUGUUAAUAUGCAUUACAGUAUUUAGAUUUUACUUUUGAAAAAACCUAUUAAAUUCAUGGUUGUGCACUUCAUAUUUUUAUUAUUAGAACCCUCCUGUUUUGAGACUGGUCAGAUCUGUAGGAAAAAGGUGGAAAUAUAAAAUAGUUAACUUCAAGGGCUCUUGAAGUUGUUAUUUUAUCAUUGUUUAAAGCUGUAUUUGCAAAAAUGAGAUGUCUAAUUAAAGG